CUCUUUUUCUUCCCCUCCUUUUUGACAUCGAAACGACCGUCGAAGAAGAAGAGCAAACGAGUGAAACCCAAAAGCUACCGUCGCCGCCGAUCGGAGCUGAAGAUGGAUCCAACGAAGCUGAAUGAACUGAAGCUGUUCAUUGAUCAAUGCAAGACCAACCCUUCUGUACUCGCCGAUCCCUCUCUCUCCUUCUUCCGCGACUAUCUCGAGAGUCUUGGUGCUAACUUGCCUCCUGCUGCUUAUGAUGGCAAAGGCUCCAAAGCGAAGAGUUAUGUGGUAGAGGAGAGUGAUGAGGAUGUGGAGGGAACUGAAGAACCAAAAGACAAGGCUGAGGAAGAAGAGGAGGAUGACAUUAUUGAAUCUGAUGUCGAGCUCGAAGGAGAUACUGUUGAGCCUGACAAUGAUCCUCCUCAGAAGAAGGGAGACCCAUCAGUAGAGGUCACGGAUGAGAGUCGUGAGGCUGCUCAGGAAGCCAAGGGCAAAGCCAUGGAAGCCAUUUCCGAAGGGAAAUUGGAUCAAGCGGUUGAGCAUCUGACUCAGGCAAUUUUGUUGAACCCGACAUCAGCUAUUAUGUAUGCCACCAGAGCUACUGUCUACGUUAAGUUCAAGAAACCUAAUGCCGCGAUUCGAGAUGCAAAUGCUGCUUUGGAGAUUAAUCCCGAUUCUGCUAAGGGAUACAAAUCUCGUGGCAUGGCUCAUGCCUUGCUUGGCCACUGGGAAGAGGCUGCAAAAGACCUUCACCUUGCAUCAACGAUUGAUUAUGAUGAGGAAAUUAGUGCUGUACUCAAAAAGGUCGAACCAAAUGCUCAUAGGAUCGAGGAGCACCGUAGGAAGUAUGACAGGCUACGCAAGGAAAGAGAUGACAGAAAGGCUGAACGCGAGAGACAACGUCGCCGUGCUGAAGCACAGGCCGCCUAUGAGAGAGCAAAGAAGCCAGAACAAACGUCGUCCAGCAGACAACCUGGUGGUGGGUUCCCGGGAGGAAUGCCUGGCGGGUUUCCGGGAGGAAUGCCUGGCGGGUUUCCGGGAGGAAUGCCUGGUGGGUUCCCGGGAGGAAUGCCUGGUGGGUUUCCGGGAGGUAUGCCUGGCGGCAGGAUGCCCGGGAAUGUAGAUUUCGGGAAAAUAUUGAAUGACCCUGAACUAAUGGCUGCGUUUAGCGAUCCAGAAAUCAUGGCUGCUCUCCAAGACGUGAUGAAGAACCCGGCGAAUCUGGCAAAGCAUCAGGCGAACCCGAAGGUGGCUCCUGUUAUGGCUAAGAUGAUGAGCAAAUUCGCCGGAGGCGGACCCAAAUAACAAAACCUCUCUCUCCCUGUGUGUUAAGUCUUGGAUUCUCACUUGAUGUUUUGGGAUUUGGUUUGGGUCGAAAGAGUUUUCCUUUCACAGUUGUGAGAAACGUUUUCUUUCUUGUCCAUCGAUUUGGCUUUUGGAUCUUUUUCUUUUGGCUUUUAAUCAAAAGUGUUGUGAAUGGUAAAGGAAUGAGGUUGUCGGAAUUCAAGUCACUGCUGUUGACAAUGACCACAAUGGUUUCUCUUCAUUUCUC
This is a messenger RNA of Tarenaya hassleriana, 1540 nucleotides long. Its product is annotated as FAM10 family protein At4g22670. The transcript has 11 exons. Bases 103 to 1293 code for a protein of 396 amino acids. Gene Ontology annotation, molecular function: Hsp70 protein binding; protein dimerization activity. The record is from RefSeq and is a predicted model, not a curated record. NCBI's taxonomy places the organism in Eukaryota, Viridiplantae, Streptophyta, Magnoliopsida, Brassicales, Cleomaceae.